This is a messenger RNA of Drosophila mojavensis, 625 nucleotides long. Its product is annotated as myotrophin. The coding region runs from base 75 to 452 and encodes 125 amino acids. Gene Ontology annotation, molecular function: protein binding. The record is from RefSeq and is a predicted model, not a curated record. The transcript has a single exon. NCBI's taxonomy places the organism in Eukaryota, Metazoa, Arthropoda, Insecta, Diptera, Drosophilidae. Gene Ontology annotation, biological process: regulation of barbed-end actin filament capping. Gene Ontology annotation, cellular component: cytoplasm; nucleus.
ACAUAGCCUAACAUCUCAGUAGGCUCUAUACACAUAUAUAUUGAGUGAAUAGCAGCUUUGGAGAAAACACAAAAAUGGGCCAGGCGGAUGAGAAUCUAAUUUGGAAUAUUAAGAACGGGGAAAUCGAUGCGGUGCAGCUGAUGUUCGACCAAUCAACGCGAAAUGUUAACGCAUUCAUUGGCGGCCGCACUCCCUUGCACUAUGCGGCCGACUUUGGCCAGCUGAAGGUGCUCAAGUAUCUAGUGGAGAUCGGGGCCGAUGUUAAUAAGCUGGAUAAAUAUGGCAUAACGCCCAUUCUGGCUGCCAUUUGGGAGGGGCACACCGACUGCGUUGCCUUUCUGCUCCAGCACGGCGCCAAUAAACAGGGCACCACGCCCAACGGAGAGAAUUAUGUGGAGGCAGCUGAGAAGGUUGAGAUUAAAAAGCUGCUCAUGGAUCCAAAAACUGGCUAAUCGGGGGAGAUCUGGAGAGAUCAGAAGAAGAUGUGCAGAGAAAGGUUUCCUUAAUACUAACUAAUAGAGAGAGAGGGAAGAGAAAUGUUUUCUUAAGUUUUCGUUUUCGGUUUUCCAUUAUCUUGAAUUUUUGUGUUGCUGCAAUUAAAUUGUUUGGUUUAUUUAAACUUUAA